AUGGAGGAUUCCACAGAUAUCCAGAACUUCUGUGCCAACUAUGGGUUCCAUCAAGAAUAUGCAGUCAAUCAACAAUUACAAGAAAUGAAUAAACAAGAAGAAGAAAUGAAUGUGCAUGCUGCCCAUUAUGCAGGUGAAUUAAGUCAAGGAAAACUAAAGCUCAGUGAUCUAGAAACAGGAAGCGACGUGGACGAGGUACCUUUUCUAUCUCUAGCUCCUUUUGAAUUGCUGAGGAACAAUCCGAGAAGGCGCAAGAAUACUGAAGGGGUUAAAGUUAGAGAUGUGAAUGAUGGAGCCAACGUGCACCAGAAGCUCUCAGCUACACAAAUCAUGAGGCUAGCUGGAGAAAGAUUCAUCCAGUUCUCUUCCAACAAGUUCAUCAACAUAAACAAUCUUUUGCAUCCCUAUGGUUCUGCUUUCUCAGACCUUUCUCCUGAAGAUAAUCAAGACGUAGAACUUGCUCAAAUCCUCCUAACUGCAGCUGAGAAAGUUUCUGACCAGCAAUACGACCGUGCAAGGAAAUUUCUGAGUCAAUGCCAACUACUUACAUCAAACACAGGUAAUCCUGUGCAAAGAGCAGUCUUUUAUUUUGCACAAGCACUUGGAGAGAGGAUCGAUAGAGAAACAGGAAAAAUAAUGCCAAAAAUCUGCACGGAAACAGAUGAACUUAACAGUAUCUGUGUUGCAUCAAGAUUCCAUGCCUCAUACGUAGCAUUACAUCAAGAAGUUCCAUUCACCCAAAUAGUGCAUUUCACAGGAAUUCAAGCCAUACUAGAAAGUGUAGCAACGAAACCCAAAGUUCACCUAAUUGAUUUCCUUAUCAGAACAGGGGUACAAUGGGCAUCCUUGAUCCAAGCAGCAGCAGAGAGAAAAGACAACCCAAUCGAACAUAUGAAGAUCACAGUUAUCGAAUCAGUCAAUAAAGAAAGAGUAAUAGCAACAGGCAAGUCUUUAGAGAGUUUUGCUAAUUCCUUGAACUUCCCCUUCUCAUUCAAGAUCAUCUUUUUACCAGAUAGAAACCAACUAACCGAAGAUCACUUCGACAUAAAACCUGACGAAGGGGUAGUAAUCCAUGCAGCAUUCUUUCUACGAGCAAUGAUUUGCAUACCCAACUGUUUAGAAACUGCAAUGAGAGUUGUAAGAAGGCUACAACCAUCACUAAUGGUAGUAUCAGAAGUAGAGGCAAAUCUUAAUUCACCUCUAUUCGUGAACCGAUUCAUAGACUCAUUAUUCUACUACAGUGCAUUAUUUGAUUGCCUGGAAGAUGUAAUGAAGCGGGAUGAUCAACACAGGAUGACACUAGAAGUGUCAUACGGAGGGGGGAUUCGGAACAUAGUAGGAAAUGAAGGGGAGGAAAGGGUCAUAAGAAGUGUGAAUCUUGAUGUGUGGAGAUCAUUUUUCAGGAGGUUUGGAAUGGAGGAAGUAAAGCUGAGUAACACAUGUUUGUAUCAAGCAAACUUGAUUAUUCAGCAGUUUGCUUGUAGGAGUUCUUGCAGUGUGGAUGUAAAUGGAGGGUCUUUCAUGGUUAGCUGGAAAGGGACUCCAAUCUAUUCCACUUCUGCUUGGAAAUUCCAUUGA
Molecule: messenger RNA, 1578 nt
Organism: Solanum tuberosum (potato)
Lineage: Eukaryota; Viridiplantae; Streptophyta; Magnoliopsida; Solanales; Solanaceae
Product: DELLA protein RGL1-like
Exons: 1
Coding region: 1-1578 (525 amino acids)
Source: RefSeq, a predicted model, not a curated record